Closterium sp. NIES-67 is the source of this 1573-nucleotide messenger RNA. The record is from the annotation of a GenBank genome assembly. Lineage: Eukaryota; Viridiplantae; Streptophyta; Zygnematophyceae; Desmidiales; Closteriaceae.
GCUGUCUCUGACAUUCCUCAAAAGACUCUUGAACGCGUGCUGCGCCGCCAGCGCAAUGGCAUCAACGAACAACGAUUUUAGGCUGGCUUUGGCCCUCGCCGUCGUCAAGGCUAGGCAAUCAGAGGCGAACUCAUUUCAAGUGGGAAGUCUGAAACGAAAGGCGAGUUUCAAGGUCGAAGAAGCAUUAGCGUGGCGAAAAACAAUCACUAACAUCGCGUAUUGCAGAUUGAAGAGCUUGAAGUCACGUUGCAACAAUACACCCGGGUUUUGGGAGAUCUUGGUGACUAAACUAUCGCCAGAGCUUCAGAAUUCGGUGAUAAAAAGGCAGAGGGAGACGCCCAAUGUAAAUGAGCCCGUAAAGUAUCAAGGGGAACUGAUAAACUCGGAAGAUCCUAAAGUGGUCCUUUUCAAGCACGGUGAGGUCUUCUUCGUGGUCUAUUCUACUCAAUUCCUAUUUUCCAGUGAAUUCUCUGAAGACGAUUGUCAUGCAGUUCAACUUGUGUCGAGCAUAAGGAGACUGAAGGACUCGGGCACAGGUGGGUAUUAUAACAAGGCUGCUUAUGUCUGGUCAAGUGACAGUCCGCUGGUUCUAUCGCGGAGUUAACUAUGUUGAGCCUGCAGGGUCAUCGUCCAUCUGGCCCAGUGUCACUGAUGACCGAGGAUGGAUUAUCCACGUUCUGAGAUUUGCUGCAGACCUAAUUGCUGAUUUUCCAGUUAAGGUACGCCUAUCGAGCAUGGUAAAUAUAGGAAAUUCGCCAGAGGCAAAGAGACUAACACCUGCGCUAACACCUGUGAUUCCGAACUGCAAGAUGGACAGUCCAGAACAAACGUACAUAACCGAAGCCAUUUCGUUUGUCAAAGGUGAGUUUCCCUUUUUAUUUUUUUCUCUAUUCCAAGAGUUGCAUCCGUCUGACAACGUUCUUCACAGGAGUUCUUCGGCAUGAAGGAAAGGCCAGUGAACUAUCUGGACCUGUCGCCGAGUUCCUUACUUCUGUGCUGGACAUGCUGCUGGAACCAACAAAAGCGGCGGACGGCUGGUCCUGUUGUGAAGCAAUUGAAAGCGUCAUCCUUGAACUUGCCGAAGAACCAUUUAUAGGACAACUGUUGCUGGGCAUGUUAACCCAUGGACUACAGAAGGAGUUCAAUCUGGUGCACUCUGGCUCAUGGAACUUGGAGAAAGCGAUUGCUACAGAAAGAUGUGGAGCUCUGCUACUACUUGUCUUCAAUAUUGUAUCAUGCAAUCUGUCCAGCUGGACUUCUGCUACUCAGCUUGACAGCGAUAUGCUCCUAGAGUGGAUCGUAUCGUUCCAUCACCUACAGCAGCAGAUUCAAAGAAAGAAGUCGCCUCUCCUGCUGUUUGCUGUCUACACAGACAAGAUCACUACUUGUAUCCAGGACUCCAUCGAGAAGUUGCAUUCAUCCAGCACACCAGAGAGGGAUCUCACAGGUCUACUUGGGCUACACUGCAAGCUCAAGUUAGGGACCUUGAGCAAUAUUGCAGGCUUGCUGUAUUCUGGGGCAUGUUAGGAGGAGCUUAGAGUAUGCAUCCACAUGUCAUUUAGUGUGGUAACCA